GUUCGAAGAAGUGAACCACCCUGCUGCUGUCAUAGGCUGCUGCGUUCUCUUAAUACAUCCAUGGGCUGCUGUCGAGUCAACCAAACGCUCACUGGACUCCGAUGUAGACGUCUCGUGACUAAAUAAGACCAACGCGGAAGACACACACAAGGUUUUGACAGCUGGAUGACUGUAAAAGUAAUAUAUACAGUCAUUGUAUGGGACAAAACAGUUUACAGGGUGCCAGAAUGACUUCCCCUGUCCGUGUCGUCGUGGUGGGAGCUGGCAGUCGAGGGGAGAUCUACUCCCAGUAUGCAUCUGUCCACCCUGAUCGCGUUAAGGUUGUUGGAGUAGCUGAUCCAAGGAAAUUUGCUCGCACUAAACUUCAACAGCAACACAAAAUUGUAGAUGAAAACAUAUUUGAAGACUGGCACAGUAUAGUUGAAAGAGAGAGGUUUGCAGAUGCAGUGCUAAUUUGUACUCCAGACCGCCUUCAUAAGGAACCUGCGGUGGCCUUUGCAAAGAAGGGCUACCACAUUCUGCUGGAGAAACCAAUGGCAACAACUGUUGAAGACUGCACGGCGAUUGUGGAGGCUUGCACUCAGAGUGGCGUGAUGCUAUCAGUGGGUCAUGUUCUUCGGUAUGAUCCCGUCAUCCACAAGAUAAAGGAGCUGAUAGAUGCUAGAGUCAUAGGCGAUGUGAUGCACAUUCAGCACUUUGAGCCGGUUGGAUUUUACCACUUUGCUCACUCAUUUGUUCGGGGGAACUGGAGGAAUGAAGCAGAGAGCUCUUUUGCUCUUUUGGCUAAAUCGUGCCACGACAUCGACCUAAUACAUCACUGGGCUGGACCACGCAGGUGUGUGAAAGUGUCAUCAUUUGGAUCUGUCAGCCACUUCGGAAAAGAAAACAAGCCAACAGGUGCUGGAAAUCGCUGCCUGGAUUGUUCAGUAGAAAAAAACUGUCCAUACUCAGCAUGCAAAAUCUACCUGGAUAGAGUAAAACAGGGUCACACUGGCUGGCCUGUAUCAGUCAUAUGUCCGAGCUCGUUCCCAGACAUCGAAUCAGUAACUGAGGCCCUGAGGACUGGACCAUAUGGCCGCUGUGUCUACGAGUGUGACAAUGAUGUCUGCAGUAACCAGGUUGUUAACAUGGAGUUUGAAGGGGGUCUGACGGCAGCCUUUUCCAUGGUGGCGUUCACCGAGGAGCUGUGCAAGCGAAAAACAACCAUCUAUGGCAGCAAGGGGGAGCUGUCAUGUGACAGCCAUGAGAUACGCGUGUUUGACUUUCUGACCCAAAGAUCCACAAAGCACACGGCACACAAUGACGCCCCCAGGCAGUUUGGCAUGAGUGGACACGGUGGAGCAGACUACUACCUUAUGGAUGCCUUUAUUUCUGCUGUGGCACAAAACGAUCCAUCCCUGAUCCGUGCAGGUCCUAAGGAGACGCUGCUGAGCCAUUUGCUGGUGUUUGAAGCUGAGCGUUCGCGACUGGAGAGCAGGGUGGUACACUGUGGUAACACUGGCCAGAGCUAGACACGACAUGACAUUAAACCAAUCUCACCUUAAAAAUCAAACACUAUAAUGAAAUGGACAAUGAAACUCCUCUUGCUUCUGCUAUCAACUGAACUCAGGGCAAAAUUGUGUAAUGAGGCUGAUUGUUUAGUUCAUAUUGUUCAGGGAAGUGUGUGUAUGUGUGUGUCUGUUAAGUUAAAAUUAAAGUAUUUAGUAAUGUUUUUUGAUAGAGUAGUGUCCAUGUAAAAUAUUCUCAUAAUUUCUAGUAAAAACUGUGUAAUUUAAA
Messenger RNA from Perca fluviatilis (European perch), 1776 nucleotides. RefSeq lists its product as uncharacterized. Gene Ontology annotation, molecular function: nucleotide binding. The record is from RefSeq and is a predicted model, not a curated record. The coding region runs from base 198 to 1511 and encodes 437 amino acids. The transcript has 14 exons. NCBI's taxonomy places the organism in Eukaryota, Metazoa, Chordata, Actinopteri, Perciformes, Percidae.